Adineta ricciae is the source of this 2151-nucleotide messenger RNA. The record is from the annotation of a GenBank genome assembly. Lineage: Eukaryota; Metazoa; Rotifera; Eurotatoria; Adinetida; Adinetidae.
AUGUCACAUAUCCUUCAACGUCAUGUUAGUUCGUUCUAUGCAGCUUAUACCGAUCUCCGUUGUACUGAACAUGCGCGACUCAUCGCUCGUCAAUCAUUAUCUAAACACAAACAUUUCGAUGUCCUGGAUAUGUAUCGUUCUCAGUCCCCGUUUCCGAUCUAUUUAUCGAUACUGAAUUCCAACGGCCCAAAAUGUUAUCGCGACUAUUCGGAGUCAUACUGUGCGAAUUCUCCGAAUGCAUCGUCCAUCUCGCUGACAAAAUCCUUCAAUUAUUUUGCCCAAUUGUUGAUGUUUAUGAGUAUCGUAUCGAUUAUUUUCGUUUUCAUCACGCGAUAUCGUCAACAUGACAACAAGAGCAAAUCGUGCAGACAUCAGCCGGUUGUAUCAAAUCAUGUGAAAAACCUGCCCAACGAACAAAUCACUGUAAAUAAUGAAUUGACAGAGAAAGUCGACAAAGAAUUACGUCAAUGGAUUGAACGAGAACGAUGCAUCGGCUGUCGAAAUAUGAGCGAAACGUACCGGCGAACAUUAAACGACAGAUGUUUAACAAAAUAUGAUUAUCCUCAAGUCGAGUCCUUGCAAUUUUCCAAUGUAACAAUAUCGAAUAUUUGCCAGACGUGCAACUCGUCAACUGUCGUUAAUGCUACAUUAACUAUUCAUUCAUCUGUGUUUACUUUGUUAAAUUCAAUUCAACAUGAACAGUAUCUCGUAGAAAUACGCCGACUCGUUGGUGAUCUUGAAAUCUCUUUGAUUAAUGAAAUUCAAUUAAGAUUCACUGCGAAACAAAUCGGAUCAGUCGAACUAAUCGACUCAACAAAUGUUUCAACAACGGAUGGAAAACAAGCGAUUCUCAAGCUUCUCACCGAACUCAUUCAUCAAACUACAGUUCAAUUUGCAUUUCAACAAGACAAAAUUAGUAAUCAACUACCGGACACAAGACCGAUAGCAACGACGGUGCAGCCUGUGGAGCAGAGGGCAGCUUUUCCUGUUCCAUCAAUCAUUGAUAAUCAUCAACAGAUUGUUCCGCCGAAAGCGAAAACAAAGAAACUCCUCAUUCGCAUUGUUAAAGCUGUCAAAUUACACAAUGUUGAACAACCAUUCUGUGUCUUGGAAUUAAAUCAUCCCAAACAAAUACAUCAAACAAGUAUUGCUAAAAAUGGCCUCAAUCCCUUCUGGGAUGAAAGUUUCAUAUUUGAUUGCGAUGAUAAGAGUAACGAAAUUCAUCUGAAGAUAUUCGAUCGACAAAAACGGAACAAAAAACUCAAUACUGAUAUCACGGACAAACUGUAUACCGAUGUUUCAAUUCCAUUUUCAUAUGUUACGAGUACGGUUUAUAAGGAAGAUGUUCGAAUUACUCCGCAAUAUCCGGAGUCAAUUAUUCGAAUCGAGUUCUCAACCCUAUCCGAAGAAGAUACUGCUCGGGUUAACAAUGGAUCUGAUUUUGAAAGUAAUAUUGAUAAUCAAAGCUGGUCCAGUUAUAGACGAGAAGCAUCCGGAAUCGAAGAGAAUCAUCAAGAAACACCGUCGACAGAUGCGUCGCCGAGCGAUCCUCCCGUGGCGAACAAUUUUUAUAACUACACUUCGUCGUUAUCUCGGACAACAACAACGGAUAUUUUCCCAACACCACCCGAUGAGAAUAGUCCAUUGCCGAAACCUCGAAAAUCACGAUCAUUCAUGAAUUCACUACGAAGUUUUGCUUCCUUUCGUCAAAAGAAGAAUGUCGACAAAGUUAAACCGAAGAAAAACGGCGUGAUUUCCUCACCGAAUUCGACAACAGGAGCUAACACCUUACCACAUAGUUUUUCUGCAGAUCCGUAUCUUUAUUCUCAUGCAACAGGUGCAGAAUCCUUUCGUCGCCACAACACGAUCACUCGGUCAUUUCGAAAUAUGUUUCGUUCAAGUUCAAGAAAACUACCUCUACAAGCAGAUAACUUCAUUCUCGAUCAUCCUGAUUUGCUUUCAACUUCGCCAACUUCACAAAAGAAACCGUCAUUCUUUCAACGAUUCCGAUCGAAACGCAAAACACGACGGUUAAACUCACUCGCAAAUUCCUUGACCAGUUAUGAUCGGACGAGAGCGGAAUCUGUACACAACACACCUGUUCGCGCCAAUGGCACCCGUCCGUUCUAUUACACAAAGAAAAACCAAUAA